CCUUGAAUAAUGCAUAGUCACACCGGUACUUCACACGCCGUAGAAAGAACACUUGUGUUGAUGGCUCGACGUAAAAUGUAGGCAGUGGUGAAUACAGCAUAUGACCGCAGGCGGACGGCCACACACAACGCACAGGUGUGAGUAACGAGAUAGAUUCUCUGUCUCCCCGAUAUCGCGUUUAUGUCGACCGUCUUGUCUAUCACAUACGUAAGGUAAGGCUGCUGCACCCGAGCCCUGCACCACAUCAAUUGAAUCACGGGUCUCUACCGGCACGAUGCAGCCAUAAUGUUACCAUACUGCAGGUGGUACGCCUGUCUGUCUCCCUGUCUGUCUGCCUGUCUGUAUGCGAUACACAGCUGGCUGGCUCGACGUGCAGACAGCACAAGCAAGCCACCACAGGUGGGCAAGGCCGGCAUCUCAUUCACUCAUUCACUCAUUCAUUCAUCAGCUGUCCGUCAUUCGAGCUGACUUGCGCGCCGGUCUGCUGGCCCUCCACUCGUCUAUCCUGGCCUUCAGCUCAGGCUGCGGCUCCAGCUGAUCCACCUGCACAUGGACGGAUGGAUGGAUGGAUGUCCAUCUUUCUUUAAAGGCGUCCCUCCGUGUGCUCUCUGUGCUGUGCUGCCUACUGAGAGCGGCUGUCGGUUGAAUGGGUUGAGGGGGGUGGACAGCAAGUGGCGCUCAAUGACGUUGCGAUUCACCUGCAGGCACACGCACCACACGCACCCAUACAAACCGGUGGACAGACGAGUGUGUGGCCGUGGCGUCAGAGCGCUUACAACAUGUCCCGAUGGGAGUUUGACGGGAUCGACGAGCAGAUCGUUGAUAAUCUCACACUGGAACUCCUCCUGCAAACCACAUACAGCCACACACACAUGCAUAUCAGUUGUCUGUUCGUCGUUUCUCUCACCGGAAUGUCCUCAUCCUCCAUCUCCAUCAUCGAAACUGUCGCACGCUCCUCCAACUCGGCCACCUGGUGGACAGACACGCACCAUCAGGCCACACACAUGCCCCACAACCAGUACUUGUCGACGUACCAGAUUAUCGAAUUUGGUGAGUAUAUCCCUGUUGAUGAGUCCCUCCCGCCUGAUAAUGCGGGCGGCCUUCUUGAAGGUCUGCACCGAGAAGUAGCGCUCCUCCUUGGGGAUCUCGUCGACGAAGUCCCCUCCCCUGCUGGAUGACGCCAGGUAGGCGUACGUCUCGGCCACCUCCUUGAGCAGCUGCACGCACACACAACGAAUCAGCGCACACACGGACACAGACAUACACACAGGUGCGUAUCUGAGUGUGGUGGGUCCACAUCACCCUUGGUAGGCUGACUGACCUGCCGGGGGUCGAAGCCGUACUCCUCCUUGGGAUUGGCCACCUGCCGGACAGACAGACAGACAGACAUGAAGGCACCAUCAGCCUGUGUGACCUUGGCAGGCAAGCCGUGCACACCGACCUUGAGCUCGAGAGCCUUUGGCCCGACGAGGCUGUGCACGUUGCAGUUCAACGCACCCACAAUCCUGACAGACACCACACAACACACAGACACACACUACAUGUUGCCCCAUGGAGUUUGUCUGUCUCUGCUUACUGUGGUAUGAUGGGUUUUGACUGGAGCAGCACGUCGGGCACCUCCUUGGAAAUGAGCCAAAAGAGAGCUAUCUCCGACUGGCCGAUCGUGAUGCACUGACGAGCUAUCCUGCAUGCAGCCAGGCAACACACACUCUCACACACACAUGACCACCCCACCCCACCGAGCCACCUUUUGAGUGUCGAGAGCUUCUGCCGCUCUGUAGUGGGGCCCUCGGGGUUCUGGCUGCCGCUGCCGGCGCUGGAGGCCUGUGUCUGCUGCUGCUGCUGCUGCUGCUGCUGUGGCUGUGGUGUCUCGUCCUCCUCUUCUUCGUCGGGCUGUGCGGUCUCGCCCUGCUGCUCCCGAUGUCUGACCUCGACGAUCUUGCUCAUGCCCUCCUCGAGGAAAUACAUGGUGUCGUUGAGCAACAUGUGGAUGAACCGACAGAACACCUGACCAAAGAGAGAUGGGGAUGGAUGGAUGGAUGUCUUGUUCUUCCGUGUGUGGGGGGUGGGGGUGGCUGGGAGGUAUACCGCGUUGUCCGUCUGCCCGAAGGAGUGGAGGGCCUGCCGGUAGGCCUCGAUCUGAUGAUAUACACACACACAGAUGUGUGGUGCACCUCGUGUAUGUGUGUGUUUAUUCGUUGACCUUGAGGAGCUUCUCAAAAAUCUGUAUGAUGGGGUACCGCACGUUGAACUUGAUGUGCUGACCUGCCCACCACCAUGACGACAAGGAACACAUAACGCAUUCACACGGGGUGGGGUGGGGUGAGGUGAGGUGACCAACCUGUCGACUCCGCAUCGAUGAAGAGGCCGAUCAGCGCGGGGACCAGGUGCCGACGCAGCACCGAAGAGCCCUCGACCUGCACACACACACAUACAGAUAGUCAUGGUGAUGGUGGCGAUGCCUGGGUGUGCAGAGUGACGCCAACGGACUUUCAGGGUGUGGUUCUUGUUCUGCAGCAUGCUCCAGAUGAUGGAAGCAGCGUUGCUGCGCGUGUGGGGAUUGCGGAAGUAACCUGAUAGACAGACAGAGACAAUGGGCGAGACUUCUUCUUUAUGUGAAUGGGAUGCCUCCCUCUUUCCUCUGACCGACCGGGCGAUCCUAUGCAGAACAGGCAUGCGUUGAUGAGCAGCUCCAGGUCCAGGUGGUCCAGGACCACUACCAACUGACCAUGCCGACACACACACACAGGCACAUAUACACACCCGAUGUCACCAGGGCGGCCACGAUUCGACUGAGUGCAGUGCACUUACCCUGGACUUCAUGCACUGCCGAGUAGCCGACCGUCGAGGGGAACAGACACAUAAAGACAUACAGCAGCAGCGGCAGCAGCAGCAGUGCAGGAUGUCUCUCCCCCAUGCCCCCCCUUUUUGUCGGCGUACCUCGUGUAUGCAGUCGAAGAGGUCCUCCACCAGCGACACAGGCAGGCAGCAGAAUUGACUGCCACACACACACACACACUCGCGGGAGUGUCGCACCAUCUACUGCUCAUUAGUUACGGUGAGGGGUCCUGCUUGAGGGGGAACCUCUCAGCCACCGCCCGCCACACCGCCGUUAGGGGGAUGCCUAGACGAUGCGGUGCCCAUCCAUCAGACCAGUGGAUGCACUCAUCGACCUCACUUGUCUGAUCUGCCGAUCGGCCUCUCACCCACCUGUCGUCUGUGUGUCGGUGGCGAACACGCCCGAGCUGGCGCCAUUUGGGAGGUAUGCGAAGAUGUUGUAGAGGAGCCACGUCAGGAAGCGGGACACAAAACUGCCCAGCAUCUUCAGGCUGACGAGGGGGAAGGCCAAACCAAACCAGCCAGGGCAAACCAAACGUAUGGACACUGUGUGUGUGUGUGUGUGUGUGUGUGUAUCCGUCACCUACAAGUGUGGGUCGAGCAGGUAGCACUCCCAGCAGAGCAUCUCGCCUAGAAUCAGGUCCAGCUCCGCCGCCUGACACACACAGACAGACAGAGGCAGAUAGAGCAGCAGCAGCAAGAGCAGCAAGAGCAGCACAGAGUCCGUCGUACAGGUAGUGGCUUGUGUCCACGUGUGCGUGUGUGGUUACCGACCACUUGUGGGUUGGUCGGGGGGUGUCCGCCCGGGUUCAUCUUCUGCAGAUUGAUGAGCACCCUCUCGUAGUCGGUGAUGCUCGGCCUGACAUACACACACGCACACACACACACACACGAUCCGCCUCGGGCUCAUUCAUGUGUUCGUCUGUGUUGUCCUACCUGAGGAUGACCCCACAAGCUCGAGCCGUCAGCCAGAACACUGCACAGACAGACAAGGACCAGCGACCUCAUCAAGACACCACACCAAACUGUCUGUCUGCGUGCAGUCAUUCAUUCAUCGCCGACGCACCCACCUUGUGUGAUGAAUUUGGGCUCUGUGGCAUUUGCAGUGCGCACGAAGUCGCCCACGGCCAGCUUGACGGCCUCGUCGCUGCCGCCCAACUUGGAGUCGCCCGUCAGGGCACCCAAAAGGCGGCCGGCGUCGUCGCGCAGACAGAAGAAGGGAUCCAACUCGGGCAGCUUCGCACCAGGGAUGGGCUCAGCUAGCCUCAACAACGCCCAACUGCAUGCACGGGGAAAGCACGUGUGUGGUGGGGAGUCAUGUGUGUUAGUAGCAGCUGCUAUGGCAUACAUACAGGGUGUUGAGGGCGAAUCCCGAUGCGCAUCCGCUGAAUCUGAGCAUGAGGGCGGCCUGGGAGCUCAUGGGGGCGUCCUGACCAAAGUGCCGUGCCAUCUUGGCUCUCGACUCGUUGGCCUUGAGCACCGCCGCAAACCACUCUGAGCUCAGGAGGCCGAGAGAAACCACAUACAGGCCAGGCCUCUGUGGUCGGUGCACUUAUCAACGAGGCGCUAAGCUGCCUACCGAGUGUGGCCAGCCUGGUCUCACUCGACGCCUUAAGCAGCGGCAUCACAGCCUGAUCGAUCAACACACACAGACUCACUUAGUCACGUCAUGUUGCCGCACAUUCCCGCUCUCGACUGGUAGGUAGCUUACGUCUCUGGCGCUGUCCUGGAGGUGUGAGAGGUCCUGCCUCAGCUGUUUUGUGCUCUGCUCAAUGGCCUGCCGCGACUUCCUGCCAGUGGCCACGUCGCUGUAGUGCUUCUGACGCACACUCACUGCCGACGAUGGCGGGGUGGGCCGCUGCGGGCUCGCAGACAUGGGCAUGGCCAUGGGCAUCGCAGCGGCCUGCUGGAAAUCCAACUCGAAGUCCAACGUGCUGGGGCUGUAGGGUAGGCACAUUUGAACACUCAGAAGUGAACGAAUGAAGACAGACCGUUGUCUGAGUGUGUGUAUGUGUGUGUGUGUCUGCCGGCUGACCCGAGUAUGUGUCCGAGUAUGGUCUCUGUAAGCAGCCUCCAGCCGAGGCCCAUGGGAGUCGCGGGCGGCUUGAACACCGAAUGGCUCACCAGCAGCUUGCCUGAGGGGAGGGAGGGAGGGAGGGAGGGAGGGACGAUGACACAUAGAGGGGUGUGUGUGUGUGUGUGUAUCUGUCGGUUGGCGGUGGUUUCCUCACUGAUGUGUUUGUCCUUGACGAGCUGCAGCAGGAUGCGCAGAGCCACUCCCAUCGGCUCACCAAGCUGCAUCGCAUCACCACACACAAGUGUGAGGGCACCUUCCCUUCACACACUGCCGGCUGGGCUGUCUGUCUGUCUGACCCUUUUCCCCUUGAGCUCUUGCGCCAUUCGUUGGAUGACCGGCCCGAAGAUGCGCGGGACGUCAUCAGCAUUCUGGUCGACCAGCUGGUCCACAAACCUCCCGAAAAACUCCGGAGAGAUGGCGGGGCCGUGCUCAAACGCCGAAAAGAUGAGCUUCGGGUGCUGUCACAUACACACACACGCACACGGAGAGAGAGAGAGAUAUGGGGCGCGCACUUGUCUGCCUGUCUGCCAGUCUGCCUGCCUGUCUGUCUGUCUGUCUGUCUGCUGACCUCCACGUUGCACUGCUCUGGCGUCGAAGGCGAGUGCUGAAACAGCUGUGGCACCUGGAAGUAGAGCGCUGCGUAGUUGACGAUCAUCUCAUGUGCGUCGGCCUUGAUCUGCUCGCGCCUCUCCUUGGGAAUGGUGCGUGCCAGUGCAUCCUCCUCGGCGGCCCGGCGGUAGGCCUCUGAGAGGUAGAGGAAGAGGGGCGGGGCGCGGAACGGCUUGGACAGCCGCGACAUGAGCACCUUCUCCAUCACUUCCCGGUCGCCCGACAGCUUGGGGAUCUUGCUGCCGCCCUCGCUCAACUCAUUUGCAACGUCGCCUGCCGCCCAAGUCAGUCAGUCAGGCAAACACACACGCAGCCACAGCAGGAGAGAGAGGGAUGAUACGUGGUCGUCUUGGUGGUGGUGUUGCUUGUGCUUGUGCGUACCUAGGUGUGUCUUGUGCGCCUCGCCGGUGGUGGUGAGGGUCACAUCGAAGACCUUCGAGCACCACAUGUGCUCGUGCUCCUUCUGCUUAUCCAUUCUAUCUAUCGUGCUGCUCUUCAACGGGAACCUUUCACAAUAAUCACGUUCCCGGCAUCCCCACCCUCUUCUCUUUUCC
This is a messenger RNA of Vitrella brassicaformis, 6078 nucleotides long. NCBI's taxonomy places the organism in Eukaryota, Vitrellaceae. The record is from the annotation of a GenBank genome assembly.